Brienomyrus brachyistius is the source of this 7136-nucleotide messenger RNA. It is a transcript of the gene atp2b2, whose product is annotated as ATPase plasma membrane Ca2+ transporting 2. Gene Ontology annotation, biological process: regulation of cytosolic calcium ion concentration; calcium ion transmembrane transport. Lineage: Eukaryota; Metazoa; Chordata; Actinopteri; Osteoglossiformes; Mormyridae. The transcript has 24 exons. Gene Ontology annotation, molecular function: ATP hydrolysis activity; P-type calcium transporter activity; PDZ domain binding. The record is from RefSeq and is a predicted model, not a curated record. Gene Ontology annotation, cellular component: intracellular membrane-bounded organelle; postsynaptic density membrane. Bases 576 to 4343 code for a protein of 1255 amino acids.
AGAAUAACAUGCCGUCGAACUAAUAUUAGAAGUUAAUAAUCACGUGCUGUACAGUAGCAAAGCAUCACAAUCUUUUUGCGCCUUUGCCGCGUUGCUCUGUGACCCGGGAAUAAGCGGGGCGAAGCUGUUGCGCGCCGUUGAUGAAGCCAGGGGAUACUGUUACGGCCGGACAGCAGCAUCCUUCCGUCCAGGCGAUCGCUCCGCUCUCUUCUCUGUCCCAGUCGGACGCAGGAGUAAUGGAGAGGAUCACCAUGUAGACAGCAGCAGGCUGACACAAGCAGAAUGGGAAACUACACAUGGAGAAGAAGAGGAUUGCAGCCCUCAACGUAGGAAUUGCCUGGACUUCUACUUGGCUUUUCUAGUGCUCCUGGAUGGACUCGUUUCUCUAUUGCCUGAAUCAGAAGGAUCCCUCCUUGCACCUCAGACAUUGGACUGGAUUUCCCCCUCCCGUCUCUCACCCAGACCCAGCGAUCUAAGACUUCUUCAGCGGUGGCUUUCUGUUUUUUUUUUUUUCUUCCUCCUGAUAGCACUGUCACCGCUCGCCGCUCGAGCUUCCGAGCGAUAACUGAGACACCAUGGGGGACAUGACCAACAGCGAUUUUUACGCCAAGAACCAAAGAAACGAGGGCAGCCAUGCCGGCGGCUUCGGCUGCUCCCUCAUGGACCUCCGUACGCUCAUGGAGCUGCGGGGCAACGACGCCAUCGUCAAAAUUCAGGAGGACUAUGGGGACGUGGAGGGACUCUGCAAGCGCCUGAAAACGUCGCCGACCGAGGGCCUGGCUGGAGUUGCCACAGACCUGGACAAAAGGAAAGAAACUUUUGGGAGAAACCUUAUACCUCCAAAGAAGCCAAAAACUUUCUUACAGUUAGUGUGGGAAGCACUACAAGAUGUGACCCUUAUUAUUCUAGAAAUUGCCGCCAUCAUCUCUCUGGGUCUUUCGUUUUAUCAGCCACCAGGGGAAGGGAAUGAAGCGUGCGGGGCUGCUGCUGGGGGUGUCGAGGAUGAGGGCGAAUCGGAGGCCGGCUGGAUCGAGGGCGCUGCCAUCUUGCUCUCGGUUGUCUGCGUUGUGCUUGUCACGGCUUUCAAUGACUGGAGCAAGGAGAAGCAAUUCAGGGGCUUACAGAGUCGGAUCGAGCAGGAGCAGAAGUUCCAAGUUGUCCGUGGAGGCCAGGUCAUCCAGCUUCCUGUGGCAGAUAUCGUGGUCGGCGAUAUCGCGCAGGUCAAAUACGGUGACCUACUUCCAGCCGAUGGGAUCUUAAUACAAGGAAAUGAUCUGAAGAUUGAUGAGAGCUCCUUAACAGGGGAGUCGGAUCACGUACGGAAAGCGCCGGACAGAGACCCCAUGCUCCUCUCUGGUACCCACGUGAUGGAGGGCUCAGGGCGGGUGUUGGUCACCGCAGUGGGGGUCAACUCCCAGACAGGCAUCAUCUUCACACUUCUGGGUGCCAGCGGAGAAGAGGAGGAGAAGAAGGAAAAGAAAGGUGAGGCAGUGGAGAAUGGCCAGCAGACUACAGACCACUCCCAUCCGUCCUCCCACCCCAUCGCAACAAUAACUACCGAUGGGGCUGCGGGCGCUGCUGGUAGUGCCAGCCUAGUCAAUGGUAAAAUGCAAGAUGGGAAUUUGGAGAACAGCCAGACCAAAGCAGUGAAAAAACAGGACGGCGCGGCCGCCAUGGAGAUGCAGCCUCUGAAGAGUGCCGAAGGCGGCGAGUCUGAUGAGAAGGAGAAGAAAAAGGUCAACGUCUCCAAGAAGGAGAAAUCAGUCCUUCAAGGAAAACUGACCAAGCUAGCUGUUCAGAUCGGCAAAGCAGGUUUGGUGAUGUCUGCUAUCACAGUGAUCAUCCUGGUUCUGUACUUUUGCAUCGAUAACUUUGUGGUCCUGAAAAGACCCUGGUUGCCGGAGUGCACACCCAUCUAUAUCCAGUACUUCGUCAAGUUCUUCAUCAUCGGAGUCACGGUGCUGGUAGUAGCCGUUCCGGAAGGCCUUCCCUUGGCCGUCACCAUCUCCUUGGCCUACUCCGUCAAGAAAAUGAUGAAGGACAACAACUUGGUGCGGCACUUGGACGCCUGCGAGACCAUGGGCAAUGCCACCGCCAUCUGCUCGGACAAGACGGGCACGCUGACUACCAACCGCAUGACAGCAGUGCAGCUUUACGUGGCCGACGUCCACUACAAAGAGAUCCCUGACCCUUCUGUCCUGCCCCCCAAAACUUUGGAGAUACUAAUCAACGCCAUUUCCAUCAACAGUGCCUACACCACUAAGAUUCUGCCUCCCGACAAGGAGGGCGGCCUCCCAAAGCAGGUGGGCAACAAGACGGAGUGUGGCCUGCUGGGCCUUGUGUUGGACCUCAAGCGAGACUACCAGCCCAUCCGUGACCAGAUGCCUGAGGAGAAGCUUUACAAGGUCUACACCUUCAACUCCGUGAGGAAGUCCAUGAGCACAGUGAUCAAGCUUCCAGACGGCAGCUUCCGCAUGUACAGCAAGGGCGCUUCCGAGAUUCUGCUCAAGAAAUGCUCUCGUAUCCUGAACGAGACUGGGGAGGCGAAGCUGUUUCGGCCACGUGACCGGGACGAGAUGGUCAAGAAAGUGAUCGAGCCCAUGGCGUGUGACGGCUUGAGGACCAUCGGCGUGGCUUACCGUGACUUCUCGGCCAGCCCCGAGCCUGAUUGGGAAAACGAGGCGGACAUCCUCACUGACCUGACCGGAAUAUGCGUGGUCGGCAUUGAGGACCCAGUCCGGCCAGAGGUACCGGCGGCCAUCCAGAAGUGCCAGCGAGCUGGCAUCACGGUGCGCAUGGUGACAGGGGACAACAUCAACACGGCCCGCGCCAUCGCCAUCAAGUGCGGCAUCAUCCACCCCGGCGAGGACUUCCUGUGCAUCGACGGGAAGGAGUUCAACAGGAGGAUCCGCAACGAGAAGGGAGAGGUCGAACAGGAGCGUAUCGAUAAGGUGUGGCCCAAACUCAGGGUUCUGGCAAGAUCCUCUCCCACCGAUAAACACACCUUGGUCAAAGGCAUAAUCGACAGCACAAUGGUAGAACAGAGACAGGUGGUGGCUGUGACAGGGGACGGAACCAACGACGGACCCGCAUUGAAGAAGGCAGACGUGGGCUUCGCCAUGGGUAUUGCAGGGACAGACGUUGCUAAGGAGGCCUCGGACAUCAUCCUGACGGAUGACAACUUCAGCAGCAUCGUGAAGGCGGUGAUGUGGGGCCGUAACGUGUACGACAGCAUCUCCAAGUUCCUGCAGUUCCAGCUGACGGUGAACGUGGUGGCCGUCAUCGUGGCCUUCACUGGAGCCUGCAUAACGCAGGAUUCCCCUCUGAAAGCAGUGCAGAUGCUCUGGGUGAACCUGAUCAUGGACACUUUCGCCUCCCUGGCCUUGGCCACAGAGCCUCCCACCGAAUCCCUCCUAAUGAGGAAGCCCUACGGACGCAACAAGCCACUCAUCUCCAGCACCAUGACCAAGAACAUCUUGGGCCACGGUGUCUACCAGCUGGUUAUAAUCUUCACGCUGCUUUUUGUGGGUGAGAACAUUUUCGACAUUGACAGUGGCAGGAAUGCACCCCUCCACGCCCCCCCCUCGGAACACUACACAAUCAUCUUCAACACCUUUGUCAUGAUGCAGCUCUUCAACGAGAUCAAUGCUCGCAAGAUCCACGGCGAGAGGAAUGUCUUCAAUGGCAUCUUCAGGAAUCCCAUCUUCUGUACCAUUGUACUGGGGACGUUUGCUGUUCAGAUUAUAAUUGUGCAAUUUGGGGGCAAACCCUUCAGUUGCUCCCCCCUGGACCUGGAUAAAUGGAUGUGGUGUGUGUUUCUGGGUGUAGGAGAGCUCCUUUGGGGUCAGGUGAUAUCAACAAUUCCCAACAGUAGGUUGAAGUUCCUGAAGGGGGCAGGUCAACUGACAGAGAAGGACGAGGUGCCAGAGGAGGAGAUGAACGAGGACAAUGAGGAGAUUGACCAUGCUGAGAGGGAGCUGAGACGAGGCCAGAUCCUUUGGUUCCGCGGCCUCAACAGGAUUCAGACUCAGAUACGGGUUGUGAAUGCAUUCCGUAGCUCCCUCUAUGAAGGCCUGGAGAAACCCGACUCAAGAACCUCCAUUCACAACUUCAUGACUCACCCCGAGUUUAGGAUAGAAGACUCUCAGCCUCACAUCCCCCUCAUUGAUGAUACUGAUGCCGAAGAGGACCCGACCUUAAGGAAGAACUCUAGCCAACCCUCUUCACCCAACAAGAACAACAACGCCAUUGACAGCGGCAUCAACCUGACCACUGACACUAGUAAAUCUGCUGCCUCGUCCAGUCCGGGCAGUCCUCUACAUAGCCUGGAGACGUCCCUCUAGCCCUCCUGUUGGGGACACAACUAGCUACAUACUCCAAGCGCAACAUGGCCAAGAAGGAGGAAGAGCACCUUCGGGCUGAUGGAUGUGUACAUGCUCCGAAGCUGAUUUUUUUAUUCGGCGGCAUGCAGAGGAAGCCGAGAUUGCUGUUGAGUGACUUGGAAAACUCUAUAAACUAUACACUACCCUUUCACGAGAAUAAAAUCACUAUAUUAUUAAUAGUUUAAAUAAUAAAAAUAUAUAUAAUUACUCCUGCAUGAAUGUAUAUUACCCAAGUUUUUAUUUAAUUUCAUUUUGAUUUUACUUUUUUUUUUUUUUUUUUUUUUUUUUUUUGAAUUGAUUUGAUUUUGGUGGGAAGUGCUGUGGACUGAUAUUUUAAGACAGCUUAUCUGAUUCACUGGUCUGUGAGUUUCUUGUGUGGCAUGUAUUAAACUGUAUAGAUUUAUUUGAUUAAAAAAAAAAUGACGUGUACUAAGGUUGCAGGACUCAACUUGCACAGUAGAUUUGCACUUGUCGGAAAAGAGAAACCCAUAAUAAAUAGAAUUUAUUGAAAUAUAUAUACAUAUAUAUGUAUAUAUAAAUAUAUAUACACAGAGUUUAUCUUUGUUUGUUGGCAUGUUGCCUUGUUUCUGCUUCAACGGCUUACUCCUUACUCCUUUAACUUAUUUACAUCCUAAAGAGAAUGUGAUUUGUUUACAAAACCCAUAGAUACUUCCUGGUUUAUUUGUAAGGUACAAAACCAUACUUCAGACGUAGUAGGAACAGCUCAAGUUGUUGAGUACUUCUGUAACAUUGGACUUUAGGUGUUUUAUUACAAACUGUGUGCUGGAUUUUGCCUGCUAUUUUGUUAAAUAUUGUAGAUAUUUUUAGGUUACAAAGACACCAAAAUAUAAUGGGAUACGUAAUUAAUGUGGCAUCUUAGUAUUACAUGAUUGUUGGGAUCAACUCUGAGCGGCAUCCUUUGUGUCCAGACACAGAUUUCAAGAUGGAGAGGUUUGUCUCUUUCCGUUCGUUUUCUUUUUUUCGAUGCUUGAAAUUUAUUUGAGAUCAUUCUCAAGAUCAAGAGGGCCGUUCAGGACUGAUUUUUUAAACUAUCUACUAUAUAAACACUGCUUGUUUAACACAAAUGUUUUAAACCUGUGUGACCAUCAAAGGCUGCGAUGGAUUUAUAACAUUAGAAACAAUUGCAAACUAAGUUAUAUUGGGCUUAUCUGUAUGAAAAUCAAAAGUUGUGUUGAAAUAUUGUGAGAUAUUGUGUUGAUUCUUUUUUUUUUUUAAUUUUAUUUUUGAAUUUAUUUCCUUAUAAGAAAUUAACCGGGCUUCUGGGCUUGUGGAAUUUUGAACACCAACUGAAAAAAAAACUAAAUUGAAUGUUGCUUUUUUUUAAGAAAAAGAUCCUUUUUCUGCACUAUCUGGUUAUGAAUGAACCUCUGUGUUGUAUAUUUAGAUGUGCUUUUGUGUGUUUUUAAUCAAGCUUGUCUUCCUGCAGUCACUAUAUAUACUCUAGCAUCCCAACAGUAUUCACAAGUUGUUAACUAUUUAUUAUGCUUUCCAAGUGGAGGGUCAGAGGUCAUGUAAGGCAGAUGUGCGACCAUCACAACCGGAUUUAUGGUCCUGAAAUGCGAUUAUUAUUAUUAUCACUAAUUCUGGCUUAUGAGGAAGGAUGGUGGAAUGCGCUCAAUAUGCAAGCUAAACAAAUCCAUUUUUUUUACUCUGAAUUCAAUAUUUUGACCUGUUUUUCUUUCUUUUCUUUUCUUUUAAUCUGCAUCCAUGGCUCCUGUCAUCAGUAGAUGGUGAACAACCUUAAACGGUUCGCUCAGGCAUGUAAAAAAGGAAAAAAAAAAAACACUUUUGGUUGGGACUGCCGGGAAAAUGCCUUUCGCGGUAAAGGCCUUCGCGUGUCACAGAGUCUGGCUUUGGCACGUUCGUCUGAUAUUCCGGUCAUUUUCACACCCUCGCGAUGCAAAUUCCGCCAGCGUCCUGCACCUGUUCGUACAUCAACCCGACAGUCAGCUUUAAGGCAAUUAACAGUGAGAAACAUAGAGUAUUAUUUGUAAAUAGUGUAGCCAAUCAUUUUCACUGGAGAUGCACAUCCAUGUUGGCUUAUACGCACAGGGACAUUUUAUGUGUGAUGCGGCAUUCGUUUUUUGUUUGUUUGUUUGUUUGUAUGAUUACUGUAGUACAGGUCGAGUAUUCUGCACAGAGUGCCCACAUUGGUGAGCAAACUCAUUCAUGCCGUUUCACUAUGACUAAUAUACCUAAACCACAAUAUUGAAGUAUAUUAUUAUGAAUAAUGACAAUGAUGAUGAUAAUAAAAUAAUGAUGACAAUAUCUCUCGCAAUACAUCAAAUGCUUCUAUGUACUGUAACUAGCAGCAUGCAUUUUGUGGAACAAACCAAUGAGAAGCGAAAUGCCAGUAGUAAAUUUGGCAUUCUUUCCAUGUAUGGGUAAAUGAUAAGUGUUCAUCCAUCUUGUUUUUAUGAAUUUUUUUAUCUAUACAAUAAUUGUAAAUAAAGAACUCAAUGUCUUUGUUCAUUUAAUACUAUGCAAAACGUCAUGCUUUCUGAUUGUUAACCCACCUACCCUAGAGUGUGUUGCUGGAAUGUCUGUGGUCUCAACAGUCAGUAAACAAUGUGAUGUAAAUGAUUUUAUAGUUUGACAAAAGUAACGAACUGUGACUCUUGCUGCUUUACUGUCCUGACCAUAACUCCAGACAGAAACGCAAGUGAAAGAAAUAAAUAAAUAAGAAAAAAAAAAUAGCACUAAAUAAAUUUCCCAGAGCAGCAUGAACCAGAA